GUGACACUUCACGGAAGUGACGCGGAGUGCUCAAAAGAGUUCAGCAAAGCAUCUGGGAGCAAAACACCAGCUAGCUAAAUUUUAUUUAACACCAGAAGACCGAAGGAAGGGACAAACAGACGGUCAGAACAGUUAACACAUCUACGAGUAAGCCACCAAAAUGAAUCCAGUGUACAACCCUGCGUCAACAGGGGUCCCCUUUACCAAUACUAAGGGUAUGGGCUACCCAGGUAAUUAUGCUGGAUUCCCUGUUGGCUAUGCGACAGCUGCUCCAACAUACACUCCCAAUGUCUAUGCAGGAGCAAACCCAGCCUUCCCCAGCGGCUAUGCUCCAGGCACUCCUUUCAAAAUGUCCUGCUCUCCCAACACAGGGACUGUCCCGCCAUACUCCUCCUCACCCAACCCCUAUGCUGCUGCUGUGUACCCAGUCAGGAGCACCUACCCCCAGCAGAACCCGUAUGCGCAGGCCCUAAUACCUUCACAACAACAAGGCACUUACUACACACAGCCACUGUACGCUGCACCGCCACAUGUCAUCCAUCACACGACAGUGGUCCAGCCAAAUGGGAUGCCUGCGGCCAUGUAUGCCCCGCCCAUCCAUCCUCCCCGCCACAACGGCGUCACCAUGGGGAUGGUAGCCGGCACCACUAUGGCCAUGUCAGCUGGAACCUUGCUGACAUCUCCAUCACCAGCGUCUGUUGCCCCCCACCAAGUCACGAUGCCCACGUAUCGGCCCCCUGGCACACCCAGCUACAGCUAUGUGCCCUCACAGUGGUGAAGAGUGGGAAGCGUCAGAAGAUGGUAGAUAUGCAUUCACACUCUUCUCCAGUGUUUUUUGCUAUUGGUGAAGGCCUGCCCUGUCAGUGUCUGCAACCAGUUACUCUUCUUCCAGCAUAAUGUGAAUCUUAAACCCAACUACAUAGAAAAAGGCCCAUUUGAAUAGGAGCGGCUGAAGAAUACCCAUGACCCCUCUCAACGGAAUAAGAAUUCCACGUCGCACCCCCGGCGCCAGCACCUCUACAACCUGCUGCAUAUCUCACAUCAAACAGCAAAGCCUCCAUGCAAACUUUUUUUUCAUGGACUGUCGUGCAGGUUUUUAUAGCUUAAACUUAAAGUGGUGGAAAAGGGAGUUUAAAAUAGUUUUUUUUUUUUUUUGUUUCUUUUCUCUAUGGGAAAUACAUAUGAUGUUGAAUGCAUGUGUAUAUAUAGAUAUAUGAAGUAAUGCUAGCUCAAUCUACCUGCUGUGACAGAUGCAAAAUCAACAAAAGGCACACAUCCAAAGGAACUUUAAAAAAAAAAAAGAAAAAAAAAGAAGUAAUAAUCUGCUAUGCUGAAUCACCAGUGACCAUGUCUUACAUGUGAAAGAAGAAAAGACAAGAAACGUUUGUUCAUGCAAAAACAUAGCUGCACAAACAUGUGCAGACCAAACUGUACUAAUUUCACUGCUUUGUGUUUUGGUAAGUGAUGCUAGGUUAUUAUUAAUUCUCUCUUGAUGCAGUGUUUGCAUUUCGUCUUACCAUUUUUGUAUUUUAAGAAAAAGAUGGAACUUUUGAGUUUGUGCCUCAGACUGAUGGCCAUUCCAGCUUUUUAAUCAUUCAAGUGUUUUUAGUUUUUGUUUUUUCCUGCCCCGUCAAACUUUUUAGGAAUUACAACUUGCGAAACAGCUUUUGUUUCCUGCUGGAAACAUUUUUAGGUGACAUCAAUGGUAAAGCUAUUCACUCAUUUUAGCCAGAAGUAUUCUUGGUGGGGAACAAGUAAAGACUGUUUAGGAAAUCAUUUGCACCCAUUUGAGAGUUAAGAGGGUGAAUGAGUAGGAACAGUGUUGUGUGUGUGUGUGUGUGUGUGUGUGUGUGUAUCAAAGAGGAUAAACAUAGAAACCAUUUAAAAUGGUGCCAUAUAGUGUGACAUGCCUAGAAAUUUCGACCUACAUCUCACAAUAAUCAAUUUGUUCUUAGGUAGGUCUGAAGCACUACAUCACUAAGUCACUGCUAAUUGUGGACAUGUUAGGAAAACAUGAUAUUGUUAAACUCUAUUUGUGAAUAGCACUACUGAAGCAAGGCACUAAUUCAAAGCCGUUUGUAAAGAUAUCUGACCUUUUACAUUGCUCGCUGUUUUACCUCAAGUUUCCAGGCUAGACCACCAAUAUCACUUUCAGACAUGCUUUUCUAUGUUGCCUCGGUCACCUUGGUUAAAUAAUCUGUUUUGUAAAUGUUAUUUUUGUGAUUUUGGUUCUUGUUUUGUAUUCUAAAGAAAGACCAAAAAUAAAAACAAAUAUAAGAAUAA
Micropterus salmoides (largemouth bass) is the source of this 2283-nucleotide messenger RNA. It is a transcript of the gene fam168b, whose product is annotated as family with sequence similarity 168 member B. Bases 161 to 778 code for a protein of 205 amino acids. The transcript is spliced from 7 exons. The record is from RefSeq and is a predicted model, not a curated record. Lineage: Eukaryota; Metazoa; Chordata; Actinopteri; Centrarchiformes; Centrarchidae.